This is a messenger RNA of Osmerus eperlanus (European smelt), 2757 nucleotides long. Its product is annotated as transmembrane protein 125. Lineage: Eukaryota; Metazoa; Chordata; Actinopteri; Osmeriformes; Osmeridae. The record is from RefSeq and is a predicted model, not a curated record.
AAAAUAAUAAUAACAGCAGUUCACGUUUUGUAUCGUGUUUUUUUAAAUAAGAAUACUGGAUAUAGUGUAUGGGGGGAAUUUAAGUUGUUGCGGCCAGCCAUGAUCAAAUCGAUUACAAAACAUGUCAACCUGGCAAUGAUGAAUGCGCUAUAGACUUUUCAUUUGCAGGUAAAAUACGUGUCGGCAGUUUUUCUGUCAACUAUAUUGAUACGUUACCGUUUCAAUAUACGUAUCCAGACAUACAAUACGUUUUAUUAAAUUAGCUUACUUAUUAAUAACCUUUAUCCCCACUAACAUAAUGUGUUGUCCCAUGAGACUCGAUAAAUAGUCGAGCUGUGCAGGUUCUCUCGCCAUCCAAACGUCGUCGCUUAUUCGUGACCACACCUGCAACGUUUAAAGUCCGGUCGACUGCGCACCGUUUUUUUGAGGCAGUGAGAUAGUUCUUACGGACUCCGAUUACAAGAGAGGAAUUGAGGGGCUAGCUCCUGGCAUUGAUUAUUGAACCGAGACCGGCUGUUAAGCUAUGCUGCUACUCCCAUGUAUCGGAUAGCAUAUGUUUAGGAAAUAACUCUCCGGCGGUGAUACAGUUCUAAGACGACCACCACACACACACUGAAGCGGACGGUUGAGAAAGCGACGGCCAGCAUAUCUGCGCUCACAGGCCGGUGACGAGGUAAAGAGAGGUGGCAGUCUGAGAAACUGCAAUCUGAGACGACCGGUGACAUCACCUCCCGGUCCUGAUGCCGAGAGAUGAAAACAACUGCUUGCUCAGGGAUUUGGUUCUGCUACACCGAAGGAGAUCUGGGAUCCACCGAGGAGGAAGGUGAUCUACUGAGGAGGAAGGUGAUCUACUGAAAAGAGAUGGGAUCUACUGAAGAGAAGUGAUCUACUGAAGAGAAGUGAUCUACUGAAAAGAGAGGGGAUCUACUGAAGAGAAGUGAUCUACUGAAGAGAAGUGAUCUACUGAAGAGAAGUGAUCUACUGAGGAGAGGGGGAUCUACUGAAGGGUGUUUCUUCUGGAUCCAUUGAAGCCACUGAGCAUCUUUCUGGUUUCCCCACACUGUGUGUGUGUGUGUAAGGCUGGGAGGAUGCCGGAGCUUGAGGACUUUCCCCCUCAGGAGGGGGGCCAGCAGGGGGCCGACCCGGCCCAGAUCCAGCGCAGCGUCCUGGACGAGCAGGUGGAGCUGUGGUGGUUCCGCGAACCGGGCAAGUCUCUGCUGUGCUACUCUGUGUCGGUGCUGCUCAUCCUGGGCUGCGGCCUGGGAGGCGUGGGCCUCCUCUCCACCACCACCAGCGUGUCCAGCGAGUGGCGUCUGGGCGCCGGCACGGCCCUGUGCCUGCUGGCACUGGCCGUGCUGCUCAAGCAGCUGCUCAGCUCGGCCGUGCAGGACAUGAACUGCAUCCGCAGCCGGCGGAGGAUCGACGUGCUGAAGAGUGGCGGCCUGUCGGACCUCCUGGUGGUGCUGGGCACGGGACUGGCUCUCGUCCUCUGCGGGGCGGUGCUUCUGAAGCUGGCCCUGGUCAAUCACAUGCCCAAGCCGGGCCAGGCCCUCAACGACAUGUACGUCUCCGGGGUGGUGAUGCUGGUGGGCGGGGGGGCGGCGGUGGCGGGGGUGGGGGUGUACGCGCUGGUGGUGUUCCUGCUGGAGGGGAGCAGGCCUGGGCGGAGGCUGAGAGAUAGGGUGGUGGGGGUCUUCACCAUCUCAGGUCACAUGAACCACCGCGCCCGGAGAGAGACCACCUCCAGCCUGGCCAACCUCAUAUGAGGCGCUGACCAACACACACGCUCCAUGCUAAGCAUCACCUUGGACGACAAUUGGCGAGUUUGGCUGCUUGAUCGUAAAGCCACAUGGUACUAAACCUCUUGGGAAGAUGUUUGUGGCACGAGAGGAGGAGAGGAGAGUCUGAUCUACUCUUUCUGUUUCUACAGUUCAAACCUCGGGCUCACGCUAUAUGGCUGCACUGUGAUUUAUGCCACUACUGGAUAAACUGAACUAGGGAGAUCCACUGCACUGACACUAGCAGGCAUGAACCAUCAGAUGAACGUUGUCCUGCUGUCACCAGACACACAGCAGUAUGGAAUAUACUCUAUGUCCACGAAGACUGUCCUCUAUGGAGCGAUUAAACCAUCAAAUUAUGUGACUUGAAUCAUUCACAAUUGUACCCCCCUUGACCAAACUAAAUGAGUACCUGUCGAUCUAAUGACAUGUCUUUGUCAUGCCUUCAAUUCCUGUUCCUCAGCACCCCUGAAACUCUACUACUGUAGAGUUUGUUGUGUUUUAAUUCUUUGUCAGUGCAAAGAAUUAAAACACUGCAUAGUGUUUUUUUAUGACUGUCCUGUGACUUCACAUUCAGCAGAGCUGACCUGACCCUCAACCAGCGUUCACUGAAUUUAAUCAAGAAUCCCGAGAGAAGGAUAUGGCAUUGUUGCCAUGGUUAAGUUUUAACAGUAUGUGUUUGUGUAUGUGUGUGUUUGUGUGUGUGUCACACAUUAUCAGGGCUAGGCAUAUGAGAAGCUGGACAAACGGGUCACACAGUCGACCAUUGUGGCUCGAUGACGGACAGUCCUGCCGUGGAACAAUGGCCCACACACACACGCGGUCUGGAGCUGGCAUUGCUCUGUACCAAGCACACACACACACACACGGCAUGUUCAGCGACUGCACCAGUACAAGUGUAAUCCCUCAAUGAUGGUAUGGAGACAGGGGGCAUCAAGAAUGUGUGUCCAUGAAGGAGACAGAGACAGAGAGAGAGAGA